AUGAAUACGAUCUGCCAUAGCGAACAUAAAGUGAAAAUAUUAUGUAAUAGCUCGGUGCACUACUUUCGCGCACCAAAAAUGGAAAUAUUACGUAAGAUGUAUAUUUUAAAGCCCGACAUUGGUGCGGGAACGACAGUCGCUUUAAAACCCGUCAUUGACAUGAUUUUUUUAAGCUUUGUGUUUGAAACUAAUUUUUUUGCGGAGAUGCUGUCCAGAAUAACAAGAACAGGAUUACGUAUACCCACUGCUGUAUUCACGAAAAGGUUAUUUCACCGGAGCAUACUCUCCUCUUCUGAGAAAAUCACCGAUACAACAGUAGAGGAUGCAAAAGGAGGACGCGCCAAUGAAAUCAUUGAAGCCGUCUUGUAUGGUUCUAAAAAGAUCAAGGAGGAGGAGCGUCAAACCCAUUCCAAAGUUUUGGCAAGAGGAAAAUACGUGCAUGAAUUACAAGUUCAUAAAGUCAAGCCUGACAAAGUGGAUGAGUAUAUUUCUCUAUUAUCCAAACACCUCCCCAAAAUAGCCAAUGAUCCGUCCAACGAUGUCAACUUAUGCGGCAGUUGGUCUAUCGAGAUUGGAGAACUCGACACCUUUGUUCAUAUUUGGGAAUAUAAAGGUUAUCCAGGCCACCAGCAAACCUAUGAAAAAUUAGCUGCAGAUCCCGACUAUAAAGAAUUCAUGAACAAACUUAGACCUCUUUUGAUUUCUCGUGAGAAUAACAUGAUGUUAGAAUUCUCCUUCUGGCAAACUUCUCCACCUAAAAUUACAAACGGGAUAUUUGAACUUCGAAAAUACAACUUGAAACCCGGAAGAUUGUUAGAGUGGGAAAUGAAUUGGAGAAAAGGAUUGGAAUGUCGUAAGCAGUUUUGUGAGCCCGUGGGAGCUUGGUUUACGCAACUGGGUGAAUUAAACACGGUUUAUCACAUGUGGACUUAUCCUGACCUACAAACACGGAAAACAACCAGAGAAGAUGCCUGGAAUACAGAAGGCUGGCCAGAGACCGUUUACAAAACUGUCCGUUUAGUUGAUAACAUGAACUCUUUUAUCUUGAAACCUUUAUCUUUUAGUCCUUUACGUUAAAACAAAUUUUUAUUUUUUAAACACUUUUUGCAAAACAUAAAGUAGCGUUAGUACCACCAAACCCAAAAC
Mucor mucedo is the source of this 1146-nucleotide messenger RNA. RefSeq lists its product as uncharacterized. Gene Ontology annotation, cellular component: mitochondrion. Bases 1 to 1077 code for a protein of 358 amino acids. Lineage: Eukaryota; Fungi; Mucoromycota; Mucoromycetes; Mucorales; Mucoraceae. The transcript has 7 exons. The record is from RefSeq and is a predicted model, not a curated record.